Messenger RNA from Mytilus trossulus (common blue mussel), 2361 nucleotides. Its product is annotated as type 2 phosphatidylinositol 4,5-bisphosphate 4-phosphatase-like. Gene Ontology annotation, molecular function: phosphatidylinositol-4,5-bisphosphate 4-phosphatase activity. The coding region runs from base 38 to 778 and encodes 246 amino acids. The transcript has 8 exons. Gene Ontology annotation, biological process: phosphatidylinositol dephosphorylation. Lineage: Eukaryota; Metazoa; Mollusca; Bivalvia; Mytilida; Mytilidae. Gene Ontology annotation, cellular component: plasma membrane; lysosomal membrane; late endosome membrane. The record is from RefSeq and is a predicted model, not a curated record.
GUAUCACAUGAUCAGUUGAUCCGUUUAUAAUAACAAAAUGGCAGAAGUCGGAGAUGAAAACACACCACUGUUAAAAAACGAUACUCCUGGUGAACCACCACCAAAUUAUAAUGAUGCUGUAUCACAGAAUGUCACUGUGCCACCAAUUGCACCAAAUGAAUUACCUCCACCUUACACACCACAAGGUGGCCUACCGAUGAUCAACUGUAAAGUUUGUCAGGCUUUAAUAAACAUAGAAGGCAAAACCAAUCAACAUGUAAUUAAAUGUACUGUCUGUAAUGAAGCGACGCCUAUUAAAGCAGCGCCACCUGGGAAACAAUAUGUAAGAUGUCCUUGUAACUGUUUACUUAUCUGUCGCAGUGGAGCUGCUAAAAUUGCUUGUCCACGACAACAAUGUAAAAGAAUUAUCCAUCUUGGAAAUCCUGUUCCCAUGGUAACAGUGAGAGCACCAGGGUCAGCAAGAUUUGUUUGUGCAUACUGCACUCAAGUAUUUGUGUUUAAUCAAGGAAGUGCUUUGCUAGCCAGAUGUCCAUAUUGUAGACGGGUGUCGACUGCUGGAAAUUCCUCUGUUAGAGUGAGGGCAUGGAUAUAUUUGAUAGCUGGACUGAUAUUUCUUGGUGCUGGGAUAGGCGUUACAGUUGGUACAUAUGAGUUAGCUUCAGAAACUGGUGGUAUAUAUGUUGCAUGGAUAGGAGCUUUUAUAUCGGGAGUUCUAUUCCUUAUACGAGCUGGAUAUUUGUUUUCCAUUAGAAUGAGUGAAUAUGCACCACCACAGUGAAGACAUACAAUGACUGUCAAUUCGACCAAUUUAUUCAUUUUGCAAUGCAAAGCCAUACUUAACAUUUUGAUUUAUUCAAAAUUAUAUAAAACUGUGAUUAACAUUAUUUUUCACCUAUUUAUAAGUGUAUGUUAAGUGAUUGUUGUAGCUUUUGUCUCGCAUAUAUUUCAAAUGCACAUUCUAAAGUUAAUCAUAUUGAAAACUAAUACUGUAAAUUCAGAAUAUAUUACAUGUAUAUAUUUUUGUGAUUUUGUGAAAAAUGAGAGACUAAUUAUUGCAAUGUUAGAAAAAUCUGUUCACUUAUAUAUGUAUAAGAUAUCAGAAUGCAAUUUCUUAUUAUUCCAAUACUGACCUUGUUGCAUAACGGGUAAUAAAAACCUCACAAUAAUUUCUGAAUUUACAGUAGAUAUAUGUUGUAUUAUUACUUAAAUAUUGACUUAAAAUUAUCUUCCUUGAGAAUAUGUUAAUGCUGCUUACAAGUGCUAUGUUUGAAAGGUUGAUAUAAGGAAGUGACAAACAUGUUUUUUAAUUACAAACAAAAGUGAACCAAAGCCAGGGUGGAGUUCAAUAUCAUAGCUGCUACGUAGUACUAUGUAGAUUUUGACUAUUGAACGUGUAGCUAUACACUAACUGCUACAUAGAUAUUGAUAGCAGCUAACAUGGCAGCUACGUAGCUGCUACGAUAUUGAACUCAUCCCUGGUGAAUCUGUAGUACGAUAAAGUGGAUAUCUUGGGUAUGCAGGGUUGUUAUAUGAUAAAGCACAUUAAAUGUAGAGAGUCUUAGAAUUUUUUUUAAUUGUUUAAUAUAAUUAUUUGUUCAUUGUCAAGUUCACUUAGAAACAGAUUAUUUAUUUGUGAAUUUGAAUUGAUUUGAGAUAUGUGCAAUCCAUGUUUGAAUAAUUAUUUUUGAUAACCAAACAUUCCUUUUAUUAAUGAUUUUUGGUCGUAAACUGUCCCAUGUUUACUGUUGAUGAAAAUGAUCUCAGUUAUUAUAACAUUUCAAAACACCAUGUACGGCUCAUUUGUAAUGUUCUAAAAAAAAUUAUACAAAAGUCCAGAUAAGCUGCAUUUUGCUUUAUUUAUUCAAUAAUAAAAUUUGAUUAAAAAAAACUAUUUUUAAAACUAAAGUUUUUAAUGAUCUUUUAACAUUUGACCAAAAAUAUAGGGUUUAUUGGCAAAUAGUGAGAAUCUUUUCCAAGUAAACUGUACAAUUAACAUUAAAGCUGAACUGAAAGAUGAUAAUACAUAAGACUAUCAAGAAAAAGUUAAAGUAAAAGAAUUUCUUUACCUAUUUAGGAAACCAAUAUUUAAGAUUUCUUAUUAAGUUAUCACUGUAAAAAAUUGUAACCUGUAGUAAAAGACAACACAUGAUAUAUUUACAUCAAUUACAAAGUACUUUUAUGUAUCAUACUUCAUGUUUUUUAUGUAAUUAUUUUUUUAUCUAAUCAUGCAUUUUCUUUCAACAUCAAAAUGCUCAGAUAAUCAUUUUUUGCUGUUGAGUGGUGACGAUUUAAAAUAUACACUUGUACAAGAAUAAAUUUACUGAAACACACACCUUCACCAGUCAAUGAGGUUACAGUCGA